AUGCAGAAAGCCUGCCGGCCCCUGCCCUCGCCGUGCCCUGCCCGCGCCGUCCCCUGCCCUCGCCGUGCCCUGCCCGCACCGUCCCCUGCCCUCGCCGUGCCCUGCCCGUGCCGGCCUCUGCCCUCGCCGUGCCCUGCCCGCGCCGUCCCCUGCCCUCGCCGUGCCCUGCCCGCGCCGUCCCCUGCCCUCGCCGUGCCCUGCCCGUGCCGUCCCCUGCCCUCGCCGUGCCCUGCCCUCGCCGUGCCCCUGCCCUCGCCGUGCCCUGCCCGCGCCGUCCCCUGCCCUCGCCGUGCCCUGCCCUCGCCGUGCCCUGCCCUCGCUGUGCCCCUGCCCUCGCCGUGCCCUGUCCUCGCCGUGCCCUGCCCGCGCCGGCCCCUGCCCUCGCCGUCCCCUGCCCUCGCCGUGCCCUGCUGCAGGAGGCAGCCACACUGCCGCCCGUGCCCUCCCAGAGCUCGCCACCACUUUCCUUGCCAGAGACAAGCGCUCGGGGCGGGCGGGGUGAGCGCAGACAGCCCGGACCACCGGCUCCGCGUGUAG
This is a messenger RNA of Erinaceus europaeus (western European hedgehog), 537 nucleotides long. Its product is annotated as DBF4-type zinc finger-containing protein 2 homolog. The transcript has a single exon. Bases 1 to 537 code for a protein of 178 amino acids. NCBI's taxonomy places the organism in Eukaryota, Metazoa, Chordata, Mammalia, Eulipotyphla, Erinaceidae. The record is from RefSeq and is a predicted model, not a curated record.